CAUUAGUUACACAUACUGCCUGGGUAGAGGGUGCAUGUAACAGGUAGAAAAGAGAGCAGUGAAAGCAUAAGGUGAGCAGUCUCUUAUUUUGCAGCUGUACAAUAAAAAAGACUUUUGUUGGAGAGAUCCCAUGUCUCCAUGUAAGCUGCAGCCAGGGUCUCCUGUCCUCUUUCCCCCUGCUAAAAGGCUGCACAGAAGCUGGCUGCUGCUGGGCACAGAAUCAUACAGUCACAGCGUGUCCUGAGUUGGAGAGGACCUACACAGAUGACUGAGUCCAACUCCUGACUACACAGAACCACAUAAAAAUCAAGCCCGCAGUCUGAGAGUGUGUCCAAAUGCUCUUUGAACUCUGGCAGCUUGGGGCCAUGCCCAGUGCCCUGGGCAGCUCAUUCCAUGCCCACCGCCCUGUGGCGCAGACCCUUUCCCUAACAGCAGCUGCCCCUCCCCUCACACAGCUCCAUGCCGUUCCCUCGAGCCCUGCCGCUGUCACAGAGCAGAACUCAGCGCUGCCCUCUGUUCCCUGAGGAGCUGCAGCCGCCAUCAGGCCUCCCCUCAGCUCCUCUGCUCUGCGCUGGGCAAACCAAGGCACUUCAGAUGGCCAUUUCAAACAUCCGAUAUGGAGAAGGAGUCACUAAAGAGAUUGGCAUGGACCUGCAGAAUCUGGGGGCUAAAAGAGUUUGUUUGAUGACAGAUAGAAACCUCUCCCAACUCCCUCCUGUAGAUGCAGUGUUGAAUUCCUUGACAACAUCUGGUAUAAACUUUCAGAUGUAUGAUAACGUCCGGGUGGAGCCAACAGACCAGAGUUUCCUGGAUGCCAUCGAAUUUGCUAAAAAGGGGGAAUUUGAUGCCUAUGUUGCCGUUGGAGGUGGGUCUGUGAUAGAUACCUGUAAGGCUGCCAACCUGUAUGCCUCCAGCCCUACGUCAGACUUCUUGGAUUAUGUCAACGCUCCUAUAGGGAAGGGAAAGGCUGUCACUGUGCCCCUUAAGCCACUCAUUGCAGUGCCGACAACAGCUGGAACUGGAAGUGAAACCACUGGUGUUGCCAUUUUUGACUUCAAAGAGCUUAAAGUAAAAACUGGUAUUGCUUCAAGAGCCAUCAAGCCAACACUGGGCAUCAUUGAUCCUUUGCACACAUUGUCUAUGCCUGAGCGAAUAGUGGCCAACAGUGGCUUUGAUGUGCUUUGCCAUGCUCUUGAAUCAUACACCGCUCUUCCGUACAAGAUGCGCAGUCCCUGCCCUUCAAAUCCAAUCAACAGACCAGCUUACCAAGGCAGCAACCCCAUCAGUGAUGUCUGGGCUCUUCAUGCUCUACGCAUUGUAGCUAAAUAUUUGAAAAGAGCCAUCAGAAACCCUGAAGAUCGUGAAGCAAGAGCCAACAUGCACCUUGCAAGUGCUUUUGCUGGUAUUGGCUUUGGCAACGCUGGUGUUCAUCUCUGCCAUGGAAUGUCUUACCCUAUUUCUGGUUUGGUGAAAACUUACAAACCAAAGGAUUAUAAUGUGGAUCACUCUUUAGUGCCACAUGGCCUUUCUGUGGUGCUGACAUCCCCAGCAGUGUUUGCUUUCACAGCACAGGUAAAUCCUGAGCGGCACUUGGAAGCUGCAGAGAUAUUAGGAGCUGACAUCCGCACUGCCAGAAUCAAAGAUGCAGGGUUGAUUUUGGCAGACACGCUCCGGAAAUUCCUGUUUGAUCUGAAUGUUGAUGAUGGCUUAGCUGCAAUCGGUUAUUCCAAAGCAGACAUCCCUGCAUUAGUCAAAGGCACUCUGCCUCAGGAGAGAGUGACUAAACUGUCACCACGUCCCCAAACGGAAGAAGACUUAUCUGCCCUCUUUGAGGCCUCCAUGAAGCUUUAUUAGCUUAAAUACUACACUCAGAUGUGUGCUCUUUUCUAACACGAAGGUAAUUUCUUACAGAUAGGGAGAUUUUAUUUUUUUUUAGAGAAUGGAAGAACUUGGGUGUCUUCCACUUCUGUUCCUUUGUGCACUGCCAAAAAAUCAAGGAAUUCAUCUUUAACUAAACCACACUUAGAAAUGAAGGCUUGGUUGUGUUUUUCCUUGCUCAGUAGGCUGUGGUAUUACUUGCAUAAAGGUUGAAUCAGACAUCUAGCUUUACUGAAAACUUUCUGGUGCUUCAGAGGUGGUUAAAGGUGAAAAUUGUUCUUAAAGGGUAUUCCAAAACAUUUAAUAAAAUGCUGUUUUUAUUUCAAUUGUCUGUAAUUUUACUAGGAAGCCAUGCUACUUAAGAAAUAGGUGGGAUCACUUUAAUUAAGGAGGAUCAGUUCCCUUGCAGAAAAUGUCAACUUGCUGUAUUCUGGACCACUUUAUCAUCUUUUUACCAUCUUGCUUCACCAGGAAGACUUUUGAAGGGGCUACUUUGCUGUUGAUAAAGAAAAACAUACAUACUUAUUAUACAUUUGGAAGAGGCUUCCAGAGAUUUUGCUUUGGGUUAAAGUUUUGAAAAUUAUUUUCAGUUAUUUGUCUUUUCUUUAAAGAUGUAUCUAAGGUAUGCAGAGAAGGAGCAAAUACAGAAUAAAGCAAGGUUGCACACUCAGCGGGAACCACGUAACAGCAAGACAUCAUCCAUCACAGUCAUUUUGUCUGUGUUCUCCUUUCCUGCUGCGUUCUGUGGGAAGAAGCUACCAACCGUAUCUUGCUUCUGUAGGAAAGAAUUGCUUCUGCUGAACUUCUGCAGAUGCUGCCAUUCAGAGCACAGCCACCAGCUUGAGGAAGUGGCACUGUGCUGUGGUUCACUGUUAACAAGUGGUGGUGUAGCAUGUGGCUGUGAGUGCCCCGCUGGGAGUGCUGGUUAGAUGUGGGAAUGAGUGUGCGUGUUCAGAGCAGUUAACCAGCUGGUUGGUUGUCAACUGAGAAAGGGAAGUGGGAAAGGAAGAAACAAAACUAAAAUUUUAAUAUUAUAUAUAUAUAUAUAUAUUUUUUUUUUUUUAAGUGUACAUGGUUGUGUGUGCAGUUCAUUUAAAUCAGGUUCUGCUUUAUGUUGGACCGUUUCAGCAUCAGAUACAUGCAGUGAGCGCAGCACAAGACAAAUGCAAGAACCCCAUAACCACUGGUGUUCUCAUUUCUGUCUGCUAGGAAGGCAGCAGUUCUUCAGUCUGUCUGUUGAAGCUGAAGGCUCUGUACAUACACCUUUUGUGCUUUUGUGUUGAUCUGCUGAUCUUAACACUAACCUGGGAUCUGAAGACAAGUAGAUCCUGGAUGUUGGCAUCAGGUCUGUUUCACUGUUCAGUUGAAGCAGGUGGGUGGCUGCUGAUCCAAGACCACAGAUAUUCACAACAAUAAAAGGGAUUUAGUGGGCAUAGAGAUUGCACUGCCAAAAUGCCUCAGCCUGUUCUGGAAAGCAUAUGUAUUUUCCAUGUCCUCCUGAAUCUUGUCCUCUGAAAUUGUCCAGAGGAAUCUAUCACAAAGGCUGCCUUCAUAAUAAGUGGCAAGGGAUUCAUUUUAUUGUAUUCUGUAAAGCUGCUAUAUUUGUACUAUUCUGUACUGAGAGAAUCUGGUCUUUGUCUUUGAACAUGUCUGUAUUGUGCACAUGAACAUGUCAUUUCUGUAGGGGUGGAUGGUGAAAUUGUAACUGUAAGUGCCCAGUGAUGGCUGGGCAUUUGUGUGACACCUGAGGGACCGAUUCUACGAGGGACUUCUGUUAUGUUGUCGAAGGCCUACAGGAUACAUCUAUUUUUGCCUUGAGAUGAUACUGGAAUGCAAGUAAUGAACACUGUUGUGCUUGCUAUAAACAUGAGAUUAUUUGGAAACA
Lagopus muta (rock ptarmigan) is the source of this 3763-nucleotide messenger RNA. RefSeq names its product alcohol dehydrogenase iron containing 1 (gene ADHFE1). Gene Ontology annotation, molecular function: metal ion binding; alcohol dehydrogenase (NAD+) activity. Gene Ontology annotation, cellular component: mitochondrion. Lineage: Eukaryota; Metazoa; Chordata; Aves; Galliformes; Phasianidae. The record is from RefSeq and is a predicted model, not a curated record. The coding region runs from base 460 to 1854 and encodes 464 amino acids. The transcript has 12 exons.